UUUAUAUGGUAAGCAUGUCUAAUCCUAAGGAGCGCGGAGGUCGAGAUGGCUUAGGUGGAAGCCAAGGUCGUGGGAAAUUGAUUCGCAGGGAGCUUUUUGAGUCACCAGGAGCUCCAGAAAGCCCGAACCUUGGCUCUGAGACACAACGAGAUGAUUCACAGGCACGUGACAUUGGUGACCAUGUACCGGAGACGCCGAGCAGCCAGAGGGAGGAAGCUGAAGGGUCAAACCGUGCAUCAAAAAGGGUUUUGAGCCCUACUGGAUUGUGGUUUGAUGAUAACAAAGUUAGCGGGUCCAUCACUGACAUUUUCCAGGGUCAUUUCCGAGAACCUUGGUUUAACUACCGUGAGGUGGACGAUGCAACAAAGACGCAUUGGUGGAACUCAUUCACGGGUCUUUACGAAUGGGCUCCUGAGUUAGAUGGCCAAGUGAGAAAACCAUACCUAUGA
Beta vulgaris subsp. vulgaris (sugar beet) is the source of this 449-nucleotide messenger RNA. RefSeq lists its product as uncharacterized. Bases 6 to 449 code for a protein of 147 amino acids. Lineage: Eukaryota; Viridiplantae; Streptophyta; Magnoliopsida; Caryophyllales; Amaranthaceae. The record is from RefSeq and is a predicted model, not a curated record. The transcript is spliced from 3 exons.